AUGGACGUGAAGUCGUGGCUUGGCUUUUGGCAUUGGGCACACAAUGGAUGCAAGCCGAACGGCAGCAUCACUCUGAAAGAAGAGGAAGAUGGACAGCGCACUCUUCACACAACUUUCAGCCCAGGUGUGGGCACCUGGUGGCCACAUGACCAGCAAGCUUCGUCUAUAGAACUCGAGUGGCGGUCAAAGGGUGGCAGCCUCGUCCGGCACACUCUCAAGGCAAACCCCACUGAGAUCAGAAUCGGCGCAGGCCUUUCCGGAUUUCGUGUCGUGGCACGUCACCGCCCAAGUUGCAGCACCCUGACGGAGGCUGGAGCGGCUGGCGGCAAGGACGGGGGUCUCUCCUGGGUACCCGACUCGCGGACGAUCCGGACAUGCGGCUGGCGCGAGAGGCUUGGCACGAGUGCCACGGCUCUUCGUGUCAGCUCGAAACUGACAUCGGCCAAGAAGUAUCUCUGUCACGAGGAUCCGCCGAACAGUGGAUUCUACGACUCUCUCUGCCCCAACUGCCGGCGUCCUUUGAACCUCGCACUCGGCGGGGAGCUGUUGACGGUAACCUCGCCACUCACGGAGGCAAAAAGCUACGAGUGCAAGGAGGGGGCUGAAGGCUACUGCAGCCCUUGCCCCACUUGCAGGAGGCCCAUAAGCAUCUCCAAGGUGUCUGGGCCUCUUCCCAGUCAGGCUCCCUUCUUCCAUCGACCUUCUGUCGGCACGUGGCUGCAGCCGCGCCCUGGCAAGGCUUUGGCUUCCAAGCGCUCAAGGUGUGCGUAUGCCACCCUGCUGUACGGCACUUCAGUGGAGUAUGUUCGUGACGCCCGGGUCUUGGGCUUCUCGCUGCGGAAGUCCGGAACCCCUCACGACCUGGUCCUUCUCCAUACGAGUGAUGUUCCGCCAGAGUAUCUGGAGAUUCUUGGAUGCCUUUGGACCCUGCGUCCUGUGGAUAGGAUCGAUGCUGCAAGCACUCUCUUCACACCUCACAGCCGCUUCCGUGGGGUCUUCACAAAGCUGCAUGCUUGGGGGCUCAUCGAGUACGAACGCAUCAUUCUCUUGGACCUGGACCUGCUGGUGCAAGAGAAUGUUGACAGCCUCUUCGAUUUGCAGCCACCGGCAGCAAUGUGGGCAGCAGGCGGACAAGUCCACGGACGACAUAUCGUCGCUCCUCAUCCCUUCAAGGGUUAUCACAACGUGGAGCCCUGGGGCAAGGCCGGCUGCGUCAACGCUGGUGUGAUUCUUCUGGAGCCGAAUCUCACCGAGUUCGGGGAUAUGAAACAGGAAGUGGAAUGCCGAGAGCAUCCCGAGCACAUCGUGACCACUUCACCUGAACAGGACUACCUCACACGGUUUUUCUGGCACACGCCCCACUGGACCCACAUUGAUGUGUCUUACAACUUCCAGCUGCAUCACCUGGCCCUGCGGCUGCCUGACAGCCAGAAGGAGUGUGAGCGCCGCCAGCUCCGGUUCGAAGACAUCCGCAUCCUCCAUUUCUCAGCCCACCCGAAACCCUCGCAGCGCGAACCCGACGUAUCGGUCGAGGCCUUCGUGGAACAGGCGAUGGCGAAGUACGAGGGUGUGCAAAUCUACGUCCGCCACGAUCCCGAAGCCAUCGAGAGGCGCAACCGCAGCGGCAAGUUCCCGAAGCUGGAGUUGCGCAGCUCGGGCUCGCUCUCUGAGACGGGCACGAGGCUCUUUGAGGAGUGCCGGGCUCUGGCGGAGGAGACCGAGAGCUCGGAGGGGGGGAAGGAUUUGUUCAAGGAAGUCACGGUUUCUUCCGGGGAGUUCCAGCGAGUCCGGGAGGUCUGCCUACGAUCCUUUCAGGCUUGGAGUGAGGCGGAGAAGCAGUGCAAAGAGCGCUUCGGAGCCCCGGAACUUUUGGAAUCCUUCCCGGCGAAGCUGGGGAGUCAGUUGCAGGGAACCUGUGUGGAAUGGAACCGUGCGAGAGGCAUGGGGUGGAUCCGGCCGGAUGAUGGGAGCAAGCUCAUCUUCGUGCACUUCAACGGCUUAGCGGAGACCCCGGGAGUGGGGCGAACGGGGCGAGCGCAGCUGGAAGAAGGACAGCUAGUCUCCUUUUCCGUCGGAUUGGAUGACAAGGGGCGCCGUACGGCAGUAGAUGUCAAGGCAUCGGAUGCACAGAUUGACCAGAGGCCUCUGGCAGAAGAGGGUCGGGAAGAAGGGUCGCAGCCAGCCUUUCAGGAGCGAGUUCGUGGAAAAUGCAAGGCCUGGGAGGUGCGGAAGAAGUAUGGAUUUGUUUCUUAUGUUGAUGGUGGCCAAGAGAAGGUGAUCUUCCUGCACCAGGAGGAUUUGCUGGUGGAUGCCAAGGAGUGCAAAGGAGUGCCUGCUUUGAAAGUUGGCCAAAUGGUGCAGUUCACACCCACCAAGGAAGAGAAGGAUCCGGCAAAGUUGAGGGCCAGGUUCGCGACUUGCACAGAAGACGACAACGAGCUUGUGUGCGAGGUCCAAGCCUUUGCUGCAUCGGAUGCUGGGACGAAACGCUUCCCUCCGGGGACGCCAUGGAGACGAAAGUUGCUACAUCAGGUGGCUGGUUCCUUGGGCUUCUUCACAAGAUCCGAAGGUGAGGAGCCAAAUCGCUGCGUUUGCAUUUCCAAGACCGAGGAAGAAGGUCCUGGCGACUCGCAGCAGAAGGUCUUGAGGCUCCAGGCUCGCAUCGAGGAGGUCGCAAAGAUGCAGGGCCAGAGCGAUUGGCAUUUCCUCCUCGGCGAUCUGACCGGCCACGAGCGGGAGCAGCUGAGCGACUUCUGCAAGCUGCGUGGUCUGCUUUUGUGCCGACGGGAGGCGCAGAAUGCCAAGCAAUGCCAGCAUUUUGUUUGUAGGGAGCCUGCAGCAGCUGUGCUGUUUACUUGUUAG
Molecule: messenger RNA, 2862 nt
Organism: Symbiodinium sp. CCMP2592
Lineage: Eukaryota; Dinophyceae; Suessiales; Symbiodiniaceae
Source: the annotation of a GenBank genome assembly